Paramecium tetraurelia is the source of this 1527-nucleotide messenger RNA. RefSeq lists its product as uncharacterized. The record is from RefSeq and is a predicted model, not a curated record. Lineage: Eukaryota; Ciliophora; Oligohymenophorea; Peniculida; Parameciidae. The transcript is spliced from 4 exons. Gene Ontology annotation, molecular function: transcription coactivator activity. Gene Ontology annotation, biological process: positive regulation of transcription of Notch receptor target.
AUGAAUAUAAAAGUUAAGUUUCCCAAUGGGCAUUACUUGGAGUUCUAAUGUCCAGACUAUUGGACAACUGAAUAAAUUCGACAUUUCUCUGCCAAAAACUAAUCUUUCUAUGAUCCAGAUGCAAUCAAAUUAUAUCAUGGUGGCGUGGAAUUGUAUGGCAAUGAAAAGUUACUCGAAAUUGCCAAAAAAUAUGAACAAAUCGUAUUCUUAACAGUGAUUGGUGCUAAAAAAUAACACCCACAACCAAAUAAAUAAUUACUCUAUCUAGAAUACACUAAAAACAUUCAAAGAGCAUUAGUAUUCAAUUAACUAAAUGUGUCCAAUUUCUAACCCAUCAUUUCACAAAUGCCAAUAAUGGGAUUGAAGUUUUAACAAAACGCUGAGGAGAAAAUUGAAAAACCACCAGAAUAAUAAUAAAGGAGAAAUGAUGACAAAGACUCCCCUAUAUAGUAAGAGAUAUUCUUCCAUUUUAAAAUGAUUUGUUAUAUCGGAUUAUUCUAUACUUUGUUUAGCUCAUACUUUAAAGGGUAGAAUUACUAUUAUUUAUUGGGUAUUAUUGGAAUAUUCUAUUGGACCAAAUAUCAGGAAUUUAAGGCACAAUUGAGAGAAUAAUAGUUAUAAUUAUAGAGAUAAUAAUAACAACAACAAUAAAGAGACGUCAACUAAAAUUAAGAAGCACGGCAAUAAUAAUAAUAGCAACAAUAACAAUAAUAAUAAUAAUAGCAACAAUAACAAUAGUAACAAUAAUAAUAGCAACAAUAACAAUAGUAAUAAUAAUAAUAAUAAUAUGUUAAUAAAAAAAAUACUACUAAAAUACAACCUGAUGCUAAUAAAUAUUCAGAUGUUAAUUUAGAAUAAUAAUUUGAGUAAUAAGAAAAAUUUGAUGAUUUAGAUAUAUCUAACGAUCAGGACAACGAAUUAGAUUUGUAAUUGGAUAGUUAAGAACAACUGUAGGAUUUUUUGAUUAGACAUGCUAAACUAUUGCAAGCCUAAUAAUUAUCAAAAGAUCUCUAAUAAAAUAAAACAGAAAUAACAGAACAUAAGCAGGAAACAAACAAAUAAGACAAUGAAAGUUUCAACAUAAUUAAAAAAGAAAAACAACAAAACCAAUUUUAGAAUAAUUAAGAAAAAAUAGUCAAAGAAGAGGAAGAAUUGGUAUUUGAUGAGAAAUAAUUUCAUGAAAAUACUUAAGAAUAACCUAAGAUAGAAAAUACUUAACCAAAUAAAGAUAACUAAAUAGAUGAGCCCAAGAUUGAGUAGUAGAAUAAAGGACAAGGAGAAAUGGAUGUUCAACAAGAGAAAUAAGAUGCUAAAGAAAAGACCUAAGAAAUAUAAUUUGAAAAAUAGCCAAAUGCAGAAUAGGAUGAAGAGCCUGAAUUAGAAGAAGAAGUGCGAAGACUUAAAUAAUAACUAUAAAAUUAGAAGAUGACAGUGAGUUCCUUUUUUAAGGCUAUUUUUGAGUUAGUCUACUGUUAUAUAAUGUCUUUAUUUCCGUUUUGGCAUGUUGGAUUGUAUCAAUAGGAAUGA